Alligator mississippiensis (American alligator) is the source of this 1804-nucleotide messenger RNA. Its product is annotated as octopamine receptor. Bases 291 to 1481 code for a protein of 396 amino acids. The transcript is spliced from 5 exons. Gene Ontology annotation, molecular function: G protein-coupled receptor activity. Gene Ontology annotation, biological process: adenylate cyclase-activating adrenergic receptor signaling pathway. Gene Ontology annotation, cellular component: membrane. The record is from RefSeq and is a predicted model, not a curated record. Lineage: Eukaryota; Metazoa; Chordata; Crocodylia; Alligatoridae.
GCGGGGCGGCGGCAGCGCGGGCGCAGGGGGCUGAGCCGAGCCGAGCCGAGCCCCGGGCCGGUCCGUCGCAGGAGCCGUGUCCCGCCUUGAGUGCCCGAGCCGGGACACGGAGGAGAGCUGGUGUAUCCCGGGACAGCCAUCUUGAUCCGGGGACCCUGCAGACGUGCGCGCUUCUCGUCCCGCUGAGAGCUGUUAAUUGUCACGAUGGAUUUCAGUCGGUGCGGGUGCCUUUGUAAUGUUCCCAUCGGGAUUACAAACACUCCUUACGAAUCGGCAACAAUGACACCGUGAUGGCAGAUUACGCAGCAGGGUCUUGUUCCCUCAUCUCUGCUCCAGGUCUCAGUGGUCAGAAGAUGCCGGUGGACAAAAAUGAAUCUUUGCUCUCUAACUCCUCCUCCGUGGCCUCCUCCUUGGUCAGAGCAGAUGGCAACUGGACUGGGAUCGGUCUCCAGGAAGUGGCUAUUGGCCUGAUCCUAACCCUGAUCGAUGUAAUCACUUUGCUGGGGAAUACGGUGGUGUUUAUCUGCCCCGUGGUGGAGAAGAGGCUACGCACCGUCACUUACAUGUUCAUCAUGUCCUUGGCCAUGGCAGAUUUCCUUGUGGCUUGUCUGGUCAUGCCUUUUAGUAUAAUUUAUGAGGUGACAGGGAUGUGGCUGUUCGGGAAGCUGUUCUGCAAAGUGUGGAUCUCCUUUGAUGUCAUGUUCUGCACGGCGUCCAUCGUUACCUUGUGCUUUAUCAGCCUGGAUCGAUACUGCUCCGUGGUGACCCCCUACCAUUAUUCGAAGAGGAUGUCACGUGGCAGGUGCAUUGUGAUGACUUGCAUGGUCUGGGUGUACUCCUCCCUCAUUUCCUUUCUUCCCAUCAUGCAAGGCUGGAAUGAGAUCCCUGGCGUAGAUUUUGAUGCUGGCAGAGAGUGCAUCUUUGUCACCAACUGGACUUUUGCCAUCGUCGCUUCUGCCCUGGCCUUUUUUGUCCCCUUCAUGGUCAUGUGCAGCAUGUAUUUCUUCAUCUAUCGAGCGUCACGGCUCAAAGCUACCCGCAUAGUCUCGCAGGCCCUUGAGAUUCACUACCACCCCAACAGCAAGCGGCCGAACAAUCUACAGCUGGAGAACAAAGCCACUCGGACAAUUAGCAUCAUCAUCUCGGUCUUUAUACUGUGCUGGUUACCGUACUUUGUCCUGAAUGUAUGGCUAGCUGCUAAAGGGGCUGAUUCCACCAGCUCGGUCCUGGCUGAUACCUUUAAGAUCAUAACUUGGCUGGGUUAUUGCAAUUCUACCAUUAACCCCAUGCUCUAUGCUUUCCUGAAUCGGGACUUCCAGCGGGCUCUGAAGAAGCUACUUUUCUGCAGGCGCAGGUCUCAGGUGGACAUUGGAGAAGACAUGGUUUCAAUAGCCACCUUUACUAAGACUGCUCAGGACCUGGAGUACAGCAUUAAAGUGCCAUUGUCUUCUGGAACCCUGAAAAACAAGACAAAGCAGUAAGAGGUCCAAGCUGUUUAUUGCAGGAUGCGACCGAAAGCACGCAGAGUGACUGGAGAGCAUUUGGGUGGGGGUGGGAAAUUUAUUCAUUGAACUAUUUUCAUUUUUGGGUGCAUAUUACAAAUCAACUGGCUUUGAUUUGUGUGAAAUGCAAGGAAUGAUAAUGCCAUUGUUAUUUCAUGCUCUUUUGUGCUUAGCACAAAACUAGUAGCGCGUGGGAAAACAGGAAAAGACCUUGGCCUCCCCGCUAAACUCUCCAUAACCAAUUGGGCUAUUUUGCAUUAAAAAUUACUAUUCAUUAAAAUAAAUUAUUGGGGUUCCAUGGA